Messenger RNA from Dendrobium catenatum, 908 nucleotides. RefSeq names its product caltractin. The coding region runs from base 117 to 656 and encodes 179 amino acids. Lineage: Eukaryota; Viridiplantae; Streptophyta; Magnoliopsida; Asparagales; Orchidaceae. The transcript has 7 exons. The record is from RefSeq and is a predicted model, not a curated record. Gene Ontology annotation, molecular function: calcium ion binding.
CGCUAUAUAAACGGUUCCCCGCAUUUUUUGAAUCAUUGCAUGCAGUGCGUGAAAACUCGAGGUGAAAGCAAGCUUGCGAGAGAGCGAUUCUACUCGAAUUCAAUCUCCGAGAUCAAAUGGCAACUUUAGGUCCCAGGACAUGGUCCAAGAGAGACAACAAUAGAGGUCGUAACUAUGGUUUAUCAUUGCAGAAAAGGCAAGAAAUCAAAGCAGCUUUUGAGCUAUUUGAUACAGAUGGAUCUGGAACUAUUGACGCCAAAGAAUUAAAUAUUGCCAUGAGGGCCUUGGGAUUUGAAAUUUCAGAUGAGCAAAUUGAUGAGAUGAUUACUGAAGUGGACAAAGAUGGAAGUGGAACAAUUGAAUUUGAUGAAUUUCUAUGCAUGAUGACUGAAAAAAUCGAAGAAAGGGAAAUUCAGCAAGACCUACAGAAAGCUUUUCAAAUUAUUGAUUACGACAGUGAUGGUAAAAUUUCUGCGGCAGACAUUAUGAUCAUCUCAAAAGAGUUGGGUGAAAGCUUCACUUACGAAGAGAUUAUGGAAAUGAUAGAAGAAGCAGAUCAUGAUGGUGAUGGAGAUGUGAAUGAGCAAGAUUUCAUGACUAUGAUGAAAAGAACCAGCUACGGUUAUUGGUCUUCUGAAAUGAAGAGCAGGCUUUGAAAUUGCUGAUUUCUGAAAUGAACAAGCAGUGGAACGGUGCUGAGGUCAAAGAAAGUUUAUAUUUGUAAACGUCAAAUAUCUCUUUUUUUCUCUGUAGGCAUUCAAGUUAAGUUCUAUAACUACUAGUAUUUCUUUUUUUUUACAAACUUUUAUUGAUGUUUCAGUGAUGUUCUGAACCAAAUAUGCCUUAACGCUUUUACCACGUCGCGAAUGCACCGAUCCGUUUAUCUGCUAAAAAAAGGAGCUAAUAUA